GUCGCACUGGCACGUGGCCAGGUAGAGCAUGGAAGUGCGAGCGAAACCUCUCGAGGGAAUACCCUGCAUGGAAGUCUCACCGAGAUGGUUAACCUUAACGGAGUGCCUAAAGUGUUGUUUAGGAGAGUGGCGCUGUGUAAGCCUUACGCUACUUAUUCUGGUGUGCCUUGUGGGAGCGUUAGCGUGCAGACUGGGUCCCAAUCGGAUGCUUGAUGAAUCCCGUGCCAAUGCUUCGGAGCUAACUACACUAAGUACUGCAUUGUACAUGGUGCCACCUGACGGCAUGCAUUGUCCGGACACCUACGUCAUGAUAAACACAGCUCUUAUGGUGUUAUUUUAUGCAGUUUAUCUUAUCGAAUGCUGGAAUUCACCAUACUGUAUACGUGCACAUCACGUUGUGGACCCGGCAAUCGCAUACAAUUGGUUCGGAUUUUUGCGAAGAACUCAACCACUGAUUCAAUGGAAUAUAACUUGUUUCCACUACGGAGGCAUGGACAAGCAUGGAACCGCACUGGAGCCAACGGUGGUAUCCAACCCAAUUUCCCGAAACACAAAGACCCGGUCUGGCCCCAAAUGGCCUUGGCCUGUUGUAAAACGUGAACACAGUGGGAAACAAGCGCCCAACAUAAAAACCAUCACUGCCAUUGCGAAAGAAGUGGUCGAUUUCCAAACACUGGGUGGUGUUCGGGAUGAGUCGGAUUACGCCCAUCAGAUCGAAUGCUUUUCCUUGGUGGAAGUGAGUAUCCAAGUAGAAUUUUGGUUCGCGAACGACAGAAUCCGCAAGAAAUUCUUCAAAUUGAGACAUGAUCUCAUCAGAACCUUUGAUGGUGUUGACAGCUACCUGACGAUUGACCAAGAUGUUGGUCUUAAGACGAACGAGCCAAUGCAACACCACUUUUGGGUUACUGGUUGUUCAGCGCAACUCCCGAUUUACCUCAGGCAAACCACAUUUGCCUUCGCCGCUCUGCUCCUACUCUCGUUUCCGUUACGCGCUUAUAUAUGUUUCCGAACGGCUCGGCUGAAUUACACCGUGAGGAAAGUGUUCGGACCCCAAUCGACUGACUCCGUACCGACGCAUUCAAGUCGACUUCGUUAUGCGUUGAUUCGGCCGGUGACAAGCAACGCUCGUUUGUUUCCCUAUGACACUGCGUUCCCGAUUGCUAACGAAGGCAUCACACUCUGUAAUUCCCAAUUGUCCCUGGGGAGUUUGGAGCUCGAGAAUCAGAGCAAGCCUCUCCAAUCAACUCAGAAUGAAAACGCUGAGUUGUUGCCUAUAGACAUGCUUAACGACCAACGCAGCAACCAAUUAUGGGGGGCUGAUUCGAUUGAAAACCAAUCAUUUCGAUAAUGGUCUGAACUAACCAACUAUUUC
Molecule: messenger RNA, 1372 nt
Organism: Dicrocoelium dendriticum
Lineage: Eukaryota; Metazoa; Platyhelminthes; Trematoda; Plagiorchiida; Dicrocoeliidae
Source: the annotation of a GenBank genome assembly